Molecule: messenger RNA, 1828 nt
Organism: Triplophysa rosa
Lineage: Eukaryota; Metazoa; Chordata; Actinopteri; Cypriniformes; Nemacheilidae
Gene: atcaya
Product: ATCAY kinesin light chain interacting caytaxin a
Exons: 11
Coding region: 216-1217 (333 amino acids)
Biological process (GO): apoptotic process
Cellular component (GO): cytoplasm
Source: RefSeq, a predicted model, not a curated record
GCUGCCAACAACACAAGCAGCAUCACCAGGAAAAUGGAGGGAGGUGAGGAUUAGAAGACAUACGGCUGUGUUCCUGGAAGUGAUGCUUGUUAAAUAUUAAACAUCUUUAGGACAAUGACAUUUCACGAGUGCAUUGAGUGAGGCGUCACAUCAUAAGAAACCGGCAACAAACCUUGUUCUUCUUAAGUAGCAGGUCACUUCCUGCGGAGGGUGACAUGGAUUCGUCCUGUGCCCUGAGUGAGGGGAGAACUUCUCCCCCAAACUCCCUCCUCAUUGGUGGAGCUGGAGGGGGCGUGGCUCAUCGGAAGCGGCGUACGCUGGUGGCCCCGGACAUGAACUUGUCCCUGGACCAGAGCGAAGGUUCCUUGCUUUCUGAUGACUUUCUGGAGACCCCGGAUGAUCUGGAUAUUAACGUGGACGAUAUCGAGACCCCCGAUGAGACCGACUCUCUGGAGUUCAUCACCAAUGGCAACGACCUGGACUGGGAGGAUGAUACGCCUGUGGCCUCGGCCAAACCUCCCCCUGCUGAGAGCGACGUUGAAGGAGAUGCCGUGGACGGGUCCGGUGUCAACGGUCGUCUGUGGAGGACUGUGAUCAUCGGAGAACAGGAACAUCGAAUUGACAUGCAGGUCAUUCGGCCCUAUCUACGUGUCAUAUCACAUGGAGGAUACUACGGCGAGGGUGUGAACGCCAUCAUUGUGUUCUCGGCCUGUUACCUUCCCGACAGCAGCUGUCCAGAUUAUCAUUAUCUCAUGGAAAACCUCUUUCUGUACGUGGUGAGCAGUUUGGAGAUGCUGGUGGCGGAGGACUACCUGAUCAUUUACAUUAAUGGAGGAACGCCUCGCAGUAAAAUGCCAGGCAUUAGCUGGUUGAAGAAAUGCUAUCAGAUGAUUGACAGAAGGCUGAGAAAGAACCUGAAGUCACUCAUCAUCACUCACCCGUCCUGGUUUAUCCGGACCGUCCUGGCCAUUUCCAAACCCUUCAUCAGUGUGAAGUUCAUGAAUAAGAUCCGUUACGUGCACAGUCUGGAAGAACUGGAGAAGAUCGUCCCGUUGGAGCAUAUUCAGAUCCCAGAGUGUGUCUUACAGUUCGAAGAGGAAAGAAUUAAAGCAAGAAUGGAGAGUAUGGAGCAGGAGCAGAGAGAUCAACAGCACAAACAGCAAAAGGACUCGAGCAAUCCAGAGAGGACAACAGCUAUUGAAGAUCAUGGACACUGAAUGGGAAAGCCUAUAAGCUACACACUACUCUUUACUGCUGAUCUUGGACCGUCUUUCAUAUCUUAUAUAAUAUAUACAGUAUAUAUACACUGUAUAUUAAUACAUAUAUUAGGAAACUUCAAACUCGUCUCAGAUCAGCAAGAAAGAGGAGGAACGUGCUUACUUUGGUUUGCCAAGGCACAAAUUACAACAGGGGGUCUGAAUAUCCACCAACAGGUUGCGCUUUUGCUUUGUCCAAAAGCAGAUGUACUGCUGCAUUCAACGUAAUAUUUGAAAUAGGCCGUUCCCUGCUUUAUGUCCCUAACCAGUGUCAUCUUUACGAAUGUCAUGUGACCUGUCACCUGCCUAAAUCUGCUCGAUUUGAUGGGUGGUGCAUGUGGGUUAUGAGCCGUCGUUCUUCCUCUGUACUUCUCCCUGUGCCCUAAACGAAUGCAACUUGAUAUUUGUUUUAUUUGUUUCGCUUGGAAUGUAUUAUUUUCAUCUUGUUUCAUUAUAAGCUUUUGUAAAUGAUAAGUGUCAGUCAUAUUACUCUGAUUGUUUGGCAUUAAUGUGCAGUAGCGUUUUUGUUGCCUUAUGUUUGAUAAGAUCCUAAAUGAAACAUUCUGGUGUAC